Molecule: messenger RNA, 5896 nt
Organism: Cyanistes caeruleus (blue tit)
Lineage: Eukaryota; Metazoa; Chordata; Aves; Passeriformes; Paridae
Source: RefSeq, a predicted model, not a curated record
CUGUACUUUCAGGUUUCCCAGCACAAACAUCAAGAUAACAUUCACAGCUCUGUCCAAUGAAAAGAGAGAAAAACAGGAGGCCCCCGAGUCCCCAGUGAAGCCUGUGCAACCCCAGAUCUCUCCCUUAACAAUAAACAUUCCAGACAACAUGGCUCACCUGAUCAGCCCUCUCCCUUCUCCCACAGGAACUAUCAGUGCUGCAAAUUCCUGCCCAUCGAGCCCCCGCGGCGCAGGCUCUUCAGGGUACAAAAUGAGUCGUGGAAUAGCAUCUGACCUACAUUUGAUGGCUGACAAUUCACAGUCAGAAAACGACAAGGAAGCUUCGGGGGGAGACAGCCCAAAGGAUGACUCUAAGCCACCCUACUCCUAUGCACAGUUAAUAGUCCAAGCAAUUACAAUGGCCCCGGAUAAGCAGCUUACACUAAAUGGAAUUUAUACGCACAUAACUAAAAAUUAUCCCUACUACAGGACAGCAGACAAGGGCUGGCAGAAUUCAAUACGUCACAAUCUCUCUCUGAAUCGUUAUUUCAUCAAAGUACCACGUUCCCAGGAAGAACCAGGCAAAGGCUCAUUCUGGAGGAUAGACCCUGCCUCUGAAAGCAAAUUAAUAGAGCAGGCUUUUAGGAAAAGGCGGCCUAGGGGAGUACCUUGCUUUAGAACCCCUCUGGGACCACUCUCUUCUAGAAGUGCCCCAGCUUCUCCUAAUCACUCUGGAGUGUUGUCUGCACACUCCAGUGGCGUCCAGACCCCCGAGAGCCUGUCCAGGGAAGGGUCUCCUGUCCCGAUGGAACCUGAGCCCAGCGCCAUCCAGCCAAAACUCGCCGUCAUACAAGAAGCGCGAUUUGCACAGAGUGCCCCAGGAUCACCUCUCUCUAGCCAGCCAGUUUUAAUUACUGUACAACGGCAGCUACCACAAGCUAUCAAACCCGUCACUUACACUGUUGCAACUCCCGUGACAACAUCGACCUCCCAGCAGCCUGUAGUUCAGACAGUUCAUGUUGUGCACCAGAUCCCAGCUGUGUCAGUCACCAACGUGACUGGAUUAGCACCAGCAAACACUUACACUGUCGCAGGACAGGCGGUCGUCACACAAGCUGCUAUGGUCACCCAGCCCAAGGUAGAACCUCAAGAGAAUGGAGACCACAAGGAAGUCAAAGUGAAAGUGGAGCCUCUCCCUGCUAUUAGCCAUGCUGCAAUAGGAGCUGCUGGCCGCAUCAUCCAGACGUCGCAGCCCACCCCCUUACAGACAGUUACCAUAGUGCAGCAGGCGCCGCUGGGCCAGCACCAGCUGCCCAUCAAAGCUGUCACACAGAACGGAACGCACAUCGUGCCCCUGAGCGCCGCCGUGGCGGGGCAGGGCAGCGCGGCUGCUGCAAGUCCUUUGCAUAUGUUAGCAACCCACGCGUCCGCAUCGGCAUCGCUUCCCACCAAGCGCCAGAACGGAGACCAGUCGGAACAGCAGGAACUCAAACGUAUCAAAACAGAGGAUGGAGAGAGCAUAGUCAUAGCUGUGAACGUGGACACCCCACCCGUGGCAGUGAGUGACAAAGGCAGCCAGAACUAGAAACUUUAGGGGAGUUUUCUUUUUUUUCUUUUUUUUUUAAAAAAAAAAAACAAAAAACACAAAAAACCAACAAAAACAAACUCCGUGGUGCCAAAAGGAGACACUUAAAUCUAACACCUAAAAUGUUGGAACAUGUUCUCACGCAGUGGGGAAAGGGGCCCUGUGAUCAGACUUCAACUUUCAGCACUGAAACAAAACCCAACACAGGUGGCCUUAAAACUUGGUAAUUUAAAGUCAAACUGCAGAACCAUGUUGUUGUAGAGGCUGUGCCCCCCGCCCCUCCUGCCCCACGGACUGUGUGUGCUGGGAGGGCUGCAGCUUUAACAGGAUCUGUCAGAUUAUUCCCAGGACUGAGGAUCUCAGUGUAACGGCAGCAUGAUAGCGCUUAGUGUGACUGGUUGCAAAGGAUUGUAUAUUCCUAAAGGGAACAGAGGCAGGAGCCAUUCCGACACCGUGGCAGCUAAGCCUUUCCGAACCACCCACCCAUGCAGUUGUUGAUAGAUAUGCAGUAUUUUGUUGUUCACAUGUGGAAUUAGAAAUUUUUGAGGUGUAUUUUCAUUUCUUUGCAAAACAAUGGGGUCUUUGACAUUUCAAAUCACUCCAUUUCUACUCCGGAAACUUUGGAAUCACACAACUACUUUUCAUGUGAAAUUUUGUUUGGUAAAAAACUGAAUGUAGGGUUUUUUUAACCAACGGAAUGAUUUACUUUUGUCUGUCCUGUUCAAGUUCAGAUAAAGCUACUUUAUUACAUCUGCAAAUUUUCAUAUUUUAGCAGUUGCCUGAUAAAUUUAAUCAAAUUUUAUUACCAUGUGUAGUGAUCAAACGCUUCUUUGGGCUUGCAUGUAACUGAUUAGAAACUCUGAUGUAAAUGAGCCGUUAACUGACGUAAAGAACUGCUAUGGAUUUGACCAGAGCUGCACUUACCUGUUUCUCUCUCUGCUACCUUUUGCUGUUUGUUACUUUGUGUUGACUUUGACUGUCCCUGGCAUAUUUUUCCAGUCUAAAGUAAAACAAGAGUCUCGCUUAAUAUUGUGUAUGUUUAAGAUAACAGACUGUUCUUCAUUUAGAAAGAUAAAAUUCUUUAUCACGAGUCCUUUUAAAAAGAGUAAAAUUAUCUUGUCAGAGGUAUAUUCGAUAUUUUUAAGCUUAAGCACCCUUCAGUAGAAAUGAAUCUGCCCCGUUUCUCUGUAACACUUUGAUGUCAGACACUGACCUCGGGGUCUCCAUGACCAGUAGCUGUUGUGGUUUUCUAACAGUGGCUACCAGAUUAUGGUAAUAAUUUUUUUUUUUUUUUUUUUUAAGUGUGUGUUCUGCAGUUGAACAUUUUAAAAUGUAUCGGUAAUUUCUCACUUUAAUGUGGUAAUAGAUUCCACUUUACAUUUCAAAAUUCAAUUGAAACAAGGCUGCUGUUCAGUCUUCAACUCACACAACGUCUUAGUUCCUCCUGCAGCCAGGUGAGUGGGAGCCAGAGUUGGUUCCAUCGGAAUCUGGUUUUUGUCCUGUUCUGUAAUAAAGAUGCAUUAUUUAUACUUCCUUUCCUGCUACGAAAGGAAAAACUGUAUUUUCACAAUGGACUGAACAGUUUGGAGUGGUUAUUUUAGGCAGCUUUUGGAAACUAUUUACCUUAAGACCAAAUAUGAGAAAUCUGUACAAGUUUUGUGUUCAUCUACACAAUGGAACUGUUACAAUGUCUCUGCAGAUAAUACAUUAAAAAACUAUGAAAAAAAACUCUACACAAGCUGGAUUUAUAACAGGCAUUUAAAAAAAAAAAAAAGCUUAACCUGAAAAGAAGCAUUUCUGUACAAUUGCAACGUUUUCUUUAGAGGUUUUAAAAAUAAAAAAAAAGUAAAGUUUUAACAUACUUUUUUUAAGAAAAAAAAAUCCAGUACUAGUAAUUUAAUUUGGUGUUGAAUGAAUUGACUAGAAUGUGGUUUAUUUUCAGAAGUGAGAAUCUGUUCACAACUAGGGCUAGGUGAAUAAUAGUGUAUAAGAUUUUUUUAAAUAAAAUUAAAUUUUAUUCAGCAAAUUAACUAAGUUGAAAUUACUCAACAAGUGUGUUUGGAAUAUUGAUGUAUAUUUGGGAUUAAUGCAGCUUCUGGGGCUGGACCCUGCCAGUGCUUUGUAGUGUUUGGGGCACAGGAGGGCACAGGAUUGUGUCUGCCUUAGCUGGAUCAUUAUUUCUGUAAGGUUUAGGAGAUGUCACUGUCAUGAAUGUGGUUUUGGUGUCUGAUCCCCUUUUCCUGCAUUGGUUACAGUCUCUGUUUCUCAGCAGCUGGGGAAAUGCUUUCAAGGACCAGGAAAACUUUCCUGGAAGCUGGGUCAGGUUUUCAUGGCAACACUUUGAAGAGUUGGGGAGAAAUCCAACUCCACAAGGCUUGGAUAGAAGUGCUGGGAAGGGCUGUGGUGUUUGGAGCUGAAUGGGCAGAGCCUGUUCCUUGAACAGAAAAUGUGGUCUGAAUGCUCUGAACAAACACAAUCCUUGGGGAAAAGAAGAAAAUAGCUUACCAUGGAAGCAGUGAAGUGGUGUAAUUGUCACUGCCCCAGAGCAGGCAGGGCAGUGUGACCCAGCCCCAGCCCCAUGGCAUUCUGUGUCCAGCCCUUCUGCUCGUGUCUCACAUCUCCAGCUGCACUGAUUAAUCUUGUAUUUUCUCCUUCAUCGUGACUACCUAAAGGUUCUGAAAGCAAUCCUCGUAUUCCACGGUUUCUGCUGGCAGGUACCUGGAAUUACUGUAGAAUUUAGUGCACUGACUCAUUAGUUUUCCUGUCAGGAUUCUGAACUGUGACACAGGUACUGUGGAGAGAAAUGGCAAAAUGGGGAGAGGAGGCGUUGAGUUACUUUCUAAUACAAAAGAAACUGCUAAUCCAUCCCUGUACCUAAAGAGCAGAUGCUGGUGGGAAUACGUUGUGCUCCAGGAACAGUCGUGUUUCACACUUGCUGUGCGAACUCUCUGCUCUCCUGGUGGCUGGGGGUGACCCAGUGGCUGUGUGCUACCACCAGUCCAUCAGUGCCAGGUACAGGGCCCACAGUCCUCAAAGCAUCAUUCCUUUUCCCAAAAAGUGACUGACUGAACACCAUUCCAUUUGAUUGUAGAGCUGUGCAAACGCUGGGUAAGUUCAUCCACGGGAGGCAGUGCCGCAGUGAGCCACAGUGAAGCACUGGCAGAGCAAGCUGGAGCCAGCUGGGAGGAUUCAGUCCCAUGCUGGAUUUGAUCACUGGGAACAGCUGUACCUAAAUCACAUCCAUUUGCAGGUAGCACAAGAAAUCUGAGGUGUAUAGGGCAUUUCCAGGGUCAGUACAGCACUACUGCCUGCACAGGUGUGGUAUUGUCAUUCCUGCUGCCACCCUGGAGCAGAGGUUUAGUAGAAGAGUUUUAAAUCUUCCCCAGAAAUGUGUUUGUAGUCUCUUGUCAGCUCUAGGAUAACUGGGACAGGAGGGCAGGGGGCUGGAACAGCAGCAGCUGAGGCUCAGCAGAGCUGUUGGAGCAGGUGCAGGGGCUGGAUGGGGGAGUUCAGCAGUCCCUGGUACUGGGAUCAGGACCUCCCACUGCACAGUGAGAGGGAUUCCCAUCACCCUUGGGGAGCCACCUCCAGCACAUCCUUCUCCAGGAGAUGACAGUCCCAGUCCUGCUGGUCCAGCUCUUCCAGGCUGAGGAGCCUCAGCCCAGCAGAGGGGGAAUGGUGAGGUAAGUGCUGAACAAGAACUGGUUUUCCCUGGGAAGUUGGACUUGUUUUGGGACAGACAACAAGGUGCGUGUCCCAGGCAGUGGCUCACAUGCUCCUGUCCCCUCUUGACACAGCGAGUUCAGCUCCUGUCCUUCACCAGCCACCACUAUUGACUCACAUGUUUAUUCCCCCAGCCUGGAGCAAUGGAAACCAUGGCUGUGACCAUCAGUGAAUACAGCAAAGUUAGUCACUUUUAUUUAAAAGAAAUAACAUAUUACAAAUAAGUGUGCAAAACAAUUCCUGUGGUUAAAUACGCAUAAAAGCAACAUGCAACCUUGACAUCAACAUGAUAAGUUAGUCCUUAGUAGGUUACAUGACACUAAAAGGGACUUGUCAACGUUAGAGAGUUUGCAGCUGAAGUCACAGAGUGUCAGGGCUGAAGCAUCUGUGAAAUUAGCUUUCAGUAGAGCAAGACCUCCCUGCCCCAGUGUUUAGUGCCACAGAUGCCAAACUUGGGGCUAUCUCAGGUUCUGGGUUAGGAGCUUGUGCCUUAGGUCAGCAGUAACAGGAUAACAAUUUUUGGGGAAGAGUGUACAAGUCAGUGGGUUCAGUCUAACCUACCUGUCCCUGGGCCAGCAGCAAUAGUAUGCGACAGCUCAAAGGAAAAAA